This is a messenger RNA of Leguminivora glycinivorella, 2087 nucleotides long. It is a transcript of the gene ringer, whose product is annotated as tubulin polymerization-promoting protein homolog. Gene Ontology annotation, molecular function: tubulin binding. The record is from RefSeq and is a predicted model, not a curated record. Gene Ontology annotation, cellular component: microtubule. Gene Ontology annotation, biological process: microtubule polymerization; positive regulation of protein polymerization; microtubule bundle formation. NCBI's taxonomy places the organism in Eukaryota, Metazoa, Arthropoda, Insecta, Lepidoptera, Tortricidae. The coding region runs from base 142 to 744 and encodes 200 amino acids. The transcript has 5 exons.
GGCGUAUGAUACAAACAACGGGGCAGCUCUAGCUUUGGUUCAGUAUCAGUGCAGCCGCGGUAGACGCCGCGCGUCCCCUCCCGCUACGCACGGUCUAUGUGAUAUCAUUUCCUAUCUCAUAUCCAGACAUAUUUAUCCAGCAUGUCAGAAGCGAAGCCCCAGGACGCCGUGGAGCAGGUGACGCAGGAGGUGAAGGCCGUCAAGCUCGAGAACGGCUCCGCGCCGGGCGCCACCUACGGCAAGUCUGAAGACAACGCCGUCUCGUUUAAGGACGCCUUCAAAGCCUUCUCAAAAUUCGGCGACCCGAAGUCAGACGGCAAGCACAUCACGCUCUCCCAGAGCGACAAAUGGAUGAAACAGGCCAAGGUCAUCGACGGCAAGAAGAUCACUACCACAGACACCGCCAUUCACUUCAAGAAGCUGAAGAGUAUGAAACUCGCUGAGGCGGAUUACUUGAAGUUUCUGGAAGACUUGGCGAAGAGCAAGAAGGUUGAGCUUGAUGAGAUUAAGAAGAAGUUGACGACGUGUGGGCAGCCAGGGUUGACUUCACAUGUGGCAAAGUCCCCCGCCGCCGCGGCCGCAGUGGAGCGGCUCACGGACACCAGCAAGUACACGGGCUCGCACAAGCAGCGGUUCGACGAGACCGGCAAGGGCAAGGGCAUCGCCGGCCGCAAGGAGCUCGUCGACGGCUCCGGCUACGUCAGCGGCUACCAGCACAAGGACACGUAUGACAAGUCGCAUUAGCUUUAAACACGUGUAGCAGGGCCUUAAGACCUUUUAAGCACUGUUGACUAGUCGCCGGAGAGUUGGCGGAGUUGGUCUCGCAACUAGGGACGAAGUCAAGCCGAGCGCAGUGUUUCUGAUAGCUGACAAUGCGUAAACGACUAUAUGUAGCGUUCCAUCCCAUGUUCGGUAUACUUGAAGCAUAAAAGGACCCUUUUGUAUGGAAAGCCACAUAUACGUAGUACAGGGUCACAGUUACUGUCCGCCAGUCGACAGAGCUAUCUCUUAGUCACAGAUUUUGUCUGAGGGGUCUUAAUAAUGGACCUACUAAUCGGUCCUGUAAACAAAAAUGAACCAUAAAUAAAAACACCGGGAGUAGAAAUAAUUUUACUCACCGUAGGACAAUAUCAAUGCGCAUAUAGGGACGGAUCCUUGGAAGUAGAACACUCACUAAUAUGUAAAAGAUGUGUGAAAGAGGCCAGAUCUCACACUUGGGACGAAUAUAAUAACGAACUAUCACAUUCUUGGCUCAAAGUCCACUCGCGACUUCACCAGGCCCUGUAACUAAAAUUUUGUUAUUUAAAUUUUAUAAAGUUUUAACAAUAAUGUCCCCAUAUAACACGUUGUACAUUUCCGCCGUAAGUUUUACUAUUAACGCAUUCAUUGAUGGCGCUUUGUGUAGUAGACUUUUAGCGGCUACAUUCCUUCAAAUCUGUCUAGAUUUAAAUAUUUAAAGAGAAUACAAUUCUUAAGACACUAUUUUGUAUGUGACCAGUUGUGUAUUUGUUAUGUUCUUGAUUGAUUUGAAUGUAACUUUUGAUGUCUAGUCGUAAGUAGAGUUUAGAUUCAAUCUUCGUAAAAGUUCAUAAUGUCAUAAUUAUAAGUUUUAUCGUUUGUUUUUGUUUGUACGAGUUAUCAAUAUAUAUUAGGGAGAAUAGUAAAAAGAAACAGUUACUCUAUACAUAUUUAUCAAGGUAUACUUUGUCUACUCGUAUGAAAAUCCUAUCCAGAUCCUGAAUAUUUACACCUGUGGGCCUAAUCAUAACAGAAUUUAAUGGUAGCUCAAAUUUAAUAUUUUUAUUUAUUGUUAAGCAUGAAUAAUUAUGUUUGAUGAUGAUUUUUUACUAUUGUUUAGUUACGUUUUCGUUUAUUUUAUAACUUGAGCAACAUGUACAUUGUUUUAAUAUCAAGUGUAAUAUUGUACUAAAUUUUACAAAGUUUUGAAAAAUAUGUGUGUGUUUUAUGUGUAUCGAUUUUUUGUAUAUAAUUUUAUCUAACUGCUCUAUAAAAAUAUAUCGAAACACAAGGUAAGAAAAUUGUACCUACCUACCAAUAAUAUAUUUAAAUACAAAUUAUUUGAUUUA